CAGGGUACCGCUAGGCAGUUGUGCGAUAGCCGUCCGGCACAAAGUAUCCGGAAUGAACUUGUGUCGCUGUUGGAGGGAUUCAAUUUUUUGGUGAGCCUCCUCGCGACUGGUUGAGCUUCGUGUUAGGAUAUUUUCCCAUGGUGCACGUCCAUCACGAGGAUCAUGGCUGAACUCCGUGUGCAAGGUGAUCUGUGCCUCCGGCUGAAUCUCCUCGCGAAAUCGACUUGAUUGCGCCGUGAUCUCUCCGGCGAUUCAAUGCUCUGUCUUCUCAAAAUGGAUCUUCCCCCGUUGGGAGUGUUCGUCUUGAUUUCGGCGAUACAUGUAAUUUCAAAUAAGGCCGUAUUGACUUUCGAAGGUUUCGUGUAUCCUGCGGUGUUUCUCAGGUUUUUUCUCAGCUGGCAAGCCCUGUGUGCAGCGAUCUCGCUGGCCCGCGUGGUGCUUCGCACACGACGCCAGACCCGUUGCACCAAUCAGCUGCUCCAUGGCGUGCUCCUGAUACUGCCUCUGAUCACUCUGUACACUUACACUGGCUCCAAGGCUCUCGCAGAACUGCCCGUCCCGAUAUUCCUGUCCCUGCAGUGCGCUGUCCCUCUAUUUUCAUGGGGAAUCGAAGCUGUCCUCCUCCAGGAGGAAAAGGGUCACCAGAGAUGCCUGUCGCAGCUAUCGAUAUUCAUCAUGGCAAUUUUCUCCGUGGCUUCGAUUCUACUCAGCGUUCCUUCCCCGUAUUCCGAGGGUGUUUCUUGGAUGAGCGUCCAUGUGUUGGCUUCGGUCAUUGUCAGACUCCUGGAGGUCAAUGGCGUGAACCAAUGUGUCAAAGCAAACGCACCCUUGCGUGACCUGACUUACCACUGUUCUGUUCUGAUACUGUUGACAUCGACGAGUCUCAUGGCCGGCGACUACUUUCACGUGUUUCACGCGCCGCACUUCAGUCGUCCCUCGUUCUGGCUAACAUUUGUCGCAAGCGGGGCCAGCAUCGCGUUCCUCGCGACAAGAGGCUCUAGCCCCUUCGAAUCGAGUCUCUCCCGCGUAUUCACGGCAGGGCUGAGUUUCUUCCUCCUAAAACUACCAGAGGAUAUUCCUGUAGAGAUAACUAUUUGGAUGGUGCUGCUGUUCUUGUGCCUACUGAAGCUGAACUGGGGUCCUCCGAAAGCUCGGCCCGUCUGUCCGCAUGAUAAGUUCCGGAGCAUGGCGCAUAGACAGAAUCUGAGCGAUUGCCAGUUCCAAGCGAUCAUUUGAUAUGGUUCCGACUUCGAUGGAUUUGUAAAUACAUUGUGAAUAGAAUUCGUGCAUAGACGAAAUGAUUUAGACU
Messenger RNA from Galendromus occidentalis (western predatory mite), 1309 nucleotides. Its product is annotated as transmembrane protein 241. The transcript is spliced from 9 exons. The record is from RefSeq and is a predicted model, not a curated record. NCBI's taxonomy places the organism in Eukaryota, Metazoa, Arthropoda, Arachnida, Mesostigmata, Phytoseiidae. The coding region runs from base 256 to 1236 and encodes 326 amino acids.